This is a messenger RNA of Dimorphilus gyrociliatus, 2164 nucleotides long. Lineage: Eukaryota; Metazoa; Annelida; Polychaeta; Dinophilidae. The record is from the annotation of a GenBank genome assembly.
UAGAUCUUUGUAGAUGGCGUUAGUGUUGUCCAAAAUAUCUCCGUUGAUUAGACUUAUAGCGAAUUUCAGUAAGAUACAAUAAAUUUACAUCAUUACUGAAACUUUUAUAAUUAUCAACUGAGUGGAGGUUUCAUUUUUAUUAUUGGAAAAAGAACUUUCAUCACAGUUCCUCCAUUAUUUCUUCAACUUUCUUAAAUUUUCGGUGAGCUCUAUAUGUUUCGUUUAUUUGAGUAGAAAGUUUUUUAAAUUCUUCGUUAUUAAAUAUUAAGUUUUCAGCAUAAAAUUCAUCACUUUCUAGAUGCAAAAUCAAUGCAUUAAAAAAAAGUAUUGUAAAAGGUUAAAAGUUUUCACGAGAGUUUUGUUUACACUGUUUAUUUGGUUUUCCAUACUAGAUUUUCACUGAUAGUGAUGCAUAUAAAAUAAGAGUAUUUUAUCUACAUAUUAUUUCAGUAUGGAUAUAAUAAACAGCUACUACACACAUACUUAAUGAUAUAAAUUUACUUUGCAACGUCAAUUAUUCAAAUAAAUGAAUGAUUUACGACCAUUAAAGAGUAAAGAACAAUGGAGUACUUUAUAAGAACAAAAACUGAGUGAUCAGACUUAUUAUUUAUACAGUAUUACUAAUGGAACAAUAUUUAUCCUUUGUAAUAAUUUAUCUUUCUUUUGAAUUCCAUACAGAUUAUUCAGUAGAAAUCCAAUGCGUUUCAUUCUCAGGUUGUUCUUAUUAUGCAUUCUUAUGUCUUUGAUGUCACUAUUUUAUCUCUUAAACUUCCAAACGUCCACAUUGAAUCAGAAUUUCUUAAGACCUUACGAUUACGAGCAAAUAAUAGCUGAAAAAGAGGCUCGUAUAAGGGAGCUAGAAUACGAAUUGAAUGACUUAAAGGAAAAUAAAACCUCAAGGUCUAAAAGUUCUGAAAUUGAAGAUCUAAUAACCAAAGUCCACUCGAGGUGGCGGAAUGGAUCUCUUUCUGGAGGCGGUUUAAAAUUCCAUAACGAAUUUGAGAUGAGUGCCUUUGCCAGAUUCACAUUGAAUAGAAUAUAUUUAAUAGAACCCGGUCUGGGGAAGAGGGUGGUGGAAAAACCUAUUGCGUUCAAGAAAAAAGAUAUCUUAGAAGUCGUAUCAGGAGCCUACCCUUUGUCUAUCCAAGAGUUUUAUCAGGGAAAAGAAAAAAGUCUUUAUACAGAUAAAAUAUUUUUAGAAGGUAUUGUCAAGAAUGAACCUUCUAUUGGUGCCGUUUAUGAACUAUAUUUUAGAAAUCUUGAGUUUCCUACUGACAGGAAUAAGUUUGUGCGAGUAACUUUAUCCAGACCUUUUGCACCAGUUUAUGGCUUGGGAUACGCUCCAAUUAAUAUUAAUAAUAAACUGCUUUUGGUAAUUUUACCACUAUCCUAUGAACGAUUGGAUAAAUUUAAAUCUUUUUUGGAUCGUUUCCAAAUGCUUGCUCUUGAAGAUACAAAAUUAGCGUUCACACUAGUCUAUUUCGGAGAGAAAGGUAGCUUGGAGGCAAAAUCUAUGCUAAAUAAGCUAAGGCAAAAUCAGAUCACAGCUAAAUUUAUCCACUUGAAAGAAACAUUUUCUAGAGGGAGAGGAUUACAAGCUGGUGUAGACGAUUGGCAAAAUGAAGAUGUUAUAUUAUUCUUUUGUGAUGUUGAUGUAAUUUUUAAUGCUGAGUUCUUACAACGCUGCAGACUUAAUGUUGAAAAGGGAAAACGUGUUUAUUAUCCCAUGGUAUUCUCGCUCUAUAAUCCUAAAGUAGUAUACACUAUGCACGGUUAUCAUAUCCCUAAGGAAGAUAAACAGUUGGUUAUUUCUAAAGAUACUGGUUUUUGGAGGGAUUUUGGAUAUGGAAUGACGUGUCAGUAUAAAUCAGAUUUCGAGAGUAUUAGGGGAUUUGACCAAAAAGUAUCCGGUUGGGGAAAAGAAGACGUAUUGUUAUUUAAAAAGUACGUUAAGUCUUCCUAUGUUGUUUUGAGAUCUCCUGAUCAGGGAAUUUUUCACCUUUGGCAUCCAAAAGAAUGCGACGGAAAUCUUCCAAUUGACCAAUAUAGAUCAUGCCUAAGUUCACGAGCUUUGAACGAAGCUUCGCACAGGCAACUAGGCAUGUUAGCCUUCAAGGACGAGAUCAAAGUUCGUGAAAAAUUGAAAGAGAAUUCGAAGAGCUAA